This is a messenger RNA of Cephus cinctus (wheat stem sawfly), 1930 nucleotides long. It is a transcript of the gene parvin, whose product is annotated as beta-parvin. Gene Ontology annotation, cellular component: cytoplasm; focal adhesion; actin cytoskeleton. Bases 153 to 1466 code for a protein of 437 amino acids. The record is from RefSeq and is a predicted model, not a curated record. The transcript has 7 exons. Gene Ontology annotation, molecular function: actin binding. Gene Ontology annotation, biological process: establishment or maintenance of cell polarity; substrate adhesion-dependent cell spreading; cell projection assembly. Lineage: Eukaryota; Metazoa; Arthropoda; Insecta; Hymenoptera; Cephidae.
AAAACUAGUUCAACAUACACGUUUAGUCAUCGCUACAGUAUUCAAUUGUUGAGCAGGGCAUUUGUAGAAUUAAAAAAUUAUAACUACAAAGCAUUUAUUCUGAUUCGCCAAUAGACAUUUCAACUAAGGAAUUCAUUAGAUAAAGGUCAAGAAUGGAGGACGAAGUUCAGCAUCCUAUUGCGAGAAAUCUUUUUCGACAAUCAUCGAUUGAAACUCAUAUAGUUGCUUCUAUACCCUCGGAUUCGGAUUCUGAUGAUGAUUUAUAUAAGAGUGUUAAACCUAUAUUUCCUGCAGUGGUUCCUGAGAAACCAAUUGUUGUAGGCGUAGAUCUAAAGAAGUCUGUGGGAUUAAAAGCAGAAUCGUUAACGAUGGCGUCUCCUCGGCCGAAAUCACCACGUCCGCCAAUUUCGGGCAAGAAAGACGAGAAGGAAGAAAGUUUUUGGGAUAAAAUUGGAACACUUGGUCGUAAGAAACGUAUAAAGGAAGUACAAGAAGUUCAGGAAGAAGGAAAACAUGCCAUCGACUCUCCUGGAUAUGCAGCAAACACUAAUAUGUCUUUGGAGGAGUAUACCCUUGAUGAGAAUGAAGAACGGUCUAUGAUUGAACCAAGAUCUUUGGAGGAUCCAAAAUUGCAGGAGCUUAUUUUUGUCUUGAUUGAAUGGAUUAAUGAUGAACUUGCGGAUCAGAGAAUUAUUGUUAAAGACAUUGUGGAAGAUCUUUACGAUGGACAAGUACUCCAGAAAUUACUUGAGAAGUUAACUGGAGGAAAACUUGAUGUGCCUGAAGUGACACAAUCUGAGGAGGGGCAAAAACAAAAGCUAGCUGUAGUGCUGUCAGCAGCAAAUCGUGUGUUAGGACGAUAUCCGCCAUAUAAGUGGAGUGUAGAAUCAGUCCAUUCCAGAAAUAUUGUAGCAAUUCUAUAUCUACUUGUUGAAUUAGCGCGUCAAUUCCGUGCACCUGUCAGACUACCUGAAAGAGUUGCCAUUCAAGUAGUAAUUGUACGCAAGAAAGAUGGUCAGUUGAAUCACAGAACUGUACGAGAAGAAAUUACAUCUACGUAUGAUGAUCUAGGAAUGCGCUGUGAGCGCGAUGCAUUUGACACUCUGUUCGACCAUGCACCUGACAAGCUUGCUGUUGUCAAAAAGUCGCUGGUAUCCUUCGUUAAUAAGCACUUGAGCAAAGUACACUUGGAAGUGACAGACUUAGACAGUCAAUUUCACGAUGGUGUUUUCUUGACUCUCUUACUGGGUCUACUUGAAGGUUUCUUUGUGCCAUUAAGCAUGUUCCACCUGACACCAAAAACUCAUGAUCAUAAAGUGCACAACGUAUCUUUCGCAUUCGAUCUUAUGCAGGACGUCGGUCUACCAAAACCCAAAGCCAGACCUGAAGAUAUUGUCAACUUGGAUCUCAAAUCAACACUCCGUGUUCUAUAUAAUCUCUUUACUAAGUACAAGGGAAUUAAUUAAUCACGCUUUUAAUUGUCGAGAUAAAUCAUACUUGCCUAUAACAAUGGUUAUCUUACAAUGUGUAGUGAGACAACCUAUAUGAGCCUUAAAAACAUAUAUCUAGUAUUUUUGAAGUUGUUAAAAUUGUUUAACCUUACUGUUAUCUUACACAAGCGUGACAUUGACUUUACUAACCAAAGAGUAUAUCAAUUAGAAGACACUAAGCUGCCAAGAGGGAUGCAUGUUUUAUUUGGUUUUAUCUUUUUUAAUACAAUAUGCUUGAAUGUUCAUAUAUUACAUGGACUUACUAUACAAAGUAAUUUGACAGAUGAACAUUCUUUGUAAUCACGUGCCUUUUUAAUCGUGUUACAAUGAAUAAGUUAUUCUUUCAGUUUCUCUCAAUAUUUAUAUCAAUACUAAUUGUACAAAUACUUUAUAAAUCAUAUUGAAUCGUUGAUUAAAUAUAUUUAUACAAAUGAUAUUAA